UAUUUUUCAUGGACCGAAUAAUUUAAAUUCAUUAUUGUUUAAUGUAAUGAAUAAACCUUGAUACUACUUGAUAAAGUAGUAAAGAAAUCAUCUAGUUGAUCUAGUGCUACCACGCAGUAGCGACUUGUGCGUCACUCUCGAUAAUAUAAUGUUACGAAUACUUCAUAAUUGCCGUUAUCAGUAUUUAAGUAGAAAUUUAAGCUAUUCCGUGGAAGAUGAUUACAAGGCAGCUGUCACAGCUUUAAAUUUAUUACAAAGCAACAAGCAAACCUUAGCUGACCCCAAGACUCGCCAAUUCCCCGAAUCAAAACGUCACAAAGUUAUUGAUUUUUUGUCAAAAUGCGGAAUAGAUAUCAACACGCUGGAGCAAAAAUUAUCCGUAAUUCACGUAUCCGGAACCAAAGGCAAAGGUUCAACUUGCGCUUUCUGCGAGUCAAUUUUACGCCAACACGGAUACAAAACCGGAUUUUUUUCUUCGCCGCAUCUUGUCUCAGUCCGUGAAAGAUUUAAAAUAAAUGGCCAAUCAAUCAGCCAACGAAAAUUCACUACUUAUUUCUGGGAAGUUUACCAAAAAUUGAGUACUAAUGAGAGCCAGCAAAGUGAACCUGAUAUGCCACCGUAUUUCAUGUUCCUGACAGUAAUGGCGUUUAAAAUAUUUAUCGAAGAAAAAGUACAAGUAGCAAUAAUUGAGGUAGGGAUUGGUGGAGAAUACGAUUGCACCAAUAUCCUCGGGAACACAGCCGUAGUUGGAGUUAGUUCUUUAGGAUACGAUCACAUCGCUUUGCUGGGAAAAAGCAUAGAAGAAAUAUCCUGGCAGAAAGCUGGUAUCAUGAAGCCGAACUGUAUUGCAAUAACAACAUCCGAUCAACCGGCAAAAGCUAUGGAAGUGCUGAAAAAAAGAGCAGAAGAAAGAAAAUGUGCUUUAUUCGUCGCUCCAAAACUUGAAGAAUACGAUUGUAAUGAGAAAAUAAUUCUGGGAAAUAGUGGUCCUGCUCAACCUAUCAAUGCCUCGCUUGCCAUGCAGUUAGCUAAUGCUUGGAUGUAUCCAUUUAAAUACAAAAACAACCUUUGUAGUACGGCUCCAACUUUUCCAUUAUGUGAUGAAAUUUUCACCGGUUUAAAAAAUUGUCGCUGGCCUGGCAGAACUCAGAUAAUUAAACGACCGAGUGAAUUAAUUUAUUACCUAGACGGUGCUCAUAAUUUGGAAAGUAUUCAAUUAUGCGUUGAAUGGUUUCUAAAAACAGUACCACCCCAUUCAAAAAAAGCUUUAAUAUUUAAUAUGAUCGGAGACAGAGAUCCUGGUACUUUAAUGAAGCACUUGAUACGUUGUAAUUUCGAUUACGCUUUUUUUUGUCCAAAUGUUAUCGGCCAAAAGGAUACUUUAACAUCAGAUUUCGCAAGCUUGAAAAACACUUUUGAUGAAGAAUAUGCUCAAAGUCAGAAAUGCCAUAAGCACUGGUUAGAGCUUAAUGAAAAUUUCAACGACGAUAAUGCAAAAUGUUUUCGCAACGUUGGAGAAACAUUUCGCUAUAUUGAAGAGAAUUUGAGUACUUCGGAGCUAAACGUAUUGAUUACUGGUUCUUUGCAUUUAGUUGGAGCUUUUCUAAGCAUUUUAGAUCCCGAAUUGAAGUACAGUGAAAAUUAAUUUAAUUCAUUUUUAUUUUACCUUAUUGUUAUGUUGGAUAUUUUUAUUCCGAUUCCAUUUUUGUGUGUAAAGCUCGUGUAAAGUUACCUUUGUAAAGAUGUGUGCUAUGUACUUCAUAUACUUUUUUUUUAUACAAAGGAUUUUAAUAAAAUAUAUUCUAUUUUUAUAAAACAUA
Molecule: messenger RNA, 1820 nt
Organism: Planococcus citri (citrus mealybug)
Lineage: Eukaryota; Metazoa; Arthropoda; Insecta; Hemiptera; Pseudococcidae
Product: folylpolyglutamate synthase, mitochondrial-like
Exons: 9
Coding region: 149-1645 (498 amino acids)
Biological process (GO): tetrahydrofolylpolyglutamate biosynthetic process
Cellular component (GO): cytosol; cytoplasm; mitochondrion
Molecular function (GO): ATP binding; tetrahydrofolylpolyglutamate synthase activity
Source: RefSeq, a predicted model, not a curated record